Mesoplodon densirostris (Blainville's beaked whale) is the source of this 990-nucleotide messenger RNA. RefSeq names its product aquaporin 7 (gene AQP7). Gene Ontology annotation, cellular component: plasma membrane; basolateral plasma membrane. Gene Ontology annotation, biological process: water transport; glycerol transmembrane transport. The record is from RefSeq and is a predicted model, not a curated record. Gene Ontology annotation, molecular function: water channel activity; urea transmembrane transporter activity; glycerol channel activity. Lineage: Eukaryota; Metazoa; Chordata; Mammalia; Artiodactyla; Ziphiidae.
AUGACUCAGGCCGACAGGAAGAAGCGGUCCACCUGCAUGUCCAAGAUGGUCACAUCGCCUGCAACAGCAAGGAUGCAAACACUACUGCAGAAGGAGAUGGUGCGUGAGUUCCUGGCUGAGUUCCUGAGCACGUUUGUCAUGAUGGUGUUUGGUCUCGGCUCCGUGGCCCACAUGGUUCUAGGAGACAAGAUGGGGAGCUAUCUCGGUGUCAACUUGGGUUUUGGCUUUGGAGUCACCAUGGGAGUGCACGUGGCAGGGAACAUCUCCGGGGCCCAUAUGAACGCGGCCUUGACCUUCACCAACUGUGCACUAGGCCGCAUGUCCUGGAAGAAGUUUCCCGUGUAUGUUCUGGGCCAGUUCCUGGGUUCCUUCCUGGCUGCUGCCACCAUCUACUGCCUCUUCUACACCGCCAUCAUCGACUACUCGGGGGGAAGGCUGACAGUGACUGGUCCCACAGCCACUGCUAACAUUUUUGCCACCUACCUUCCUGACCACAUGACCUUGUGGAGGGGCUUCCUGGAUGAGGUGUUAGUGACAGGGAUGCUUCAGCUGUGUCUCUUAGCCAUCACGGACAAGGGGAACAACCCAGCACUGGAAGGGACACAGGCCUUGGUGAUCGGCAUCCUUGUUGUCAUCAUUGGAGCAUCCAUGGGCAUGAACUCAGGAUAUGCCAUCAACCCCUCCCGGGACCUGCCUCCACGCUUCUUCACCUUCAUUGCUGGCUGGGGCACACAGGUCUUCAGCACCAAGAACUGGUGGUGGGUGCCAGUGGUGGCCCCACCCCUGGGUGCCUACUUAGGUGCCAUCAUCUACUUGAUCUUCAUUGGCUCCAGCAUCCAACGGGAGCCCCAGAUACUGGAGACUCCCUCGACAUGUGAAGACCACAGAACACUUGUGUUGCCCAGGACCAUGUCUCACCCACCCGUGACCUCUUCCCUCACCCCUGUCUCUGUCCCCGACAACAGACCUUCAGUCCUCUCCCACCCUUAA